Messenger RNA from Diatraea saccharalis (sugarcane borer), 4524 nucleotides. The record is from the annotation of a GenBank genome assembly. Lineage: Eukaryota; Metazoa; Arthropoda; Insecta; Lepidoptera; Crambidae.
AUGGAAGGAUCCAGAGUGACGCACCAAGGGGUGCGUGCCCAUUCAGCCGAAGGUUCCGCAGGACGGAUUACACAAGCUGGAUUGGCUGCUAGAAGCACCGAGGGUACCGCAGCCAAAGGCAUGGCUAUAAAAGGCCAUGAAGACUUAUGGGUGGAAAUUCAAGCAAACACUUUCAGGAACUGGGUUAAUGAAACAUUAAAGCCAAUGAAUAUUAAGGUAGUUGACCUUGUGGAAGACCUUCGUGAUGGUACAGUACUGUGCUCCCUGGUAGAGGCGUUACAGGGCCGCAGGCUUAAAGGCUGGAGUCCGAACCCUAACAAUCAGCACCACAAGUUAGAGAAUGUCACCACCGCAUUGCAAGCCAUCGAAGAUGAUGGCGUUAAAUUGGUCAAUAUUGGGAAUACUGAUAUUGUCAACGGGAACUUGAAAUUGAUCCUGGGUCUGAUUUGGUCCCUUAUCGUCCGCUAUCAGAUCGGUCGAAGCAAAUUCCCUCCGAGAAAGCUGAUGCUGUCGUGGCUGCAGUCAGCUUUGCCAGAAUGUAAAGUGUCCAAUUUGACCAGCGAUUGGAACAGUGGAGUUUUGCUGUCUGCUCUACUGGACCAUUGCAAACCUGGUGUAUUUCCUCAUUGGCGUGAACUAAAUCGUCAUGAAGCUGUCGAAAACUGUCGACGAGCUAUGAAACUAGCUCAUCGCGAGUUGAAUGUGCCUAUGGUGCUGGAGCCGGAGUAUCUUGCGUCGCCUUGGUUGGACGAGUUGUCUGGCAUGACCUAUUUGUCGUACUUCAUGAAACCGGGCUCACCUGGAUACAGAGCUACACUAGAAUGGGUCAACUCGCGAUUGGAGAGGGGCAUCACAAAUUUCACGACCGACUGGAAUGACGGCCGUGUUGCGAAUGAGCUGGUAAGAUCAAUGGGCGGCCCUGCACCUCCUCCCAGUAGACUAAGGCGAGACCCGGCACGCUGGGAAGAAAACAAUCAGCAAGCUAUAGAUGCUGCCAAGAAAAUAGGUGUUCAACCGGUGCUAUCAGCCAAAGAUAUGAGUCAGAAUGAUGUGGAGCAUUUAGGAGUGAUGGCGUGGGCUUCUCAGUUCCGAAACGUACCUCCAAGACCUCCAGUUCAUGACAUGCUACGUGUAGCAUUGGACUCUACCUCUGGAAGAGUUGGAGAAGAGACAUAUAUUAAAGUGGAAUCGUUAUCCAACGAGCUUUCAAUCUCUGAUGUGAAAGUUUCUAUAGUGAAUCCUCUAGAACAAGAGUCAAGGUUAAAACUUGACGCACGCGGUGCAGGUGAAUUCAUUCCUGAACACGCUGGUAUGCACGAGAUAGUACUCACCGUAGACGAUAUCAGAGUUGAUGGAAGAUACUUCUUCAGGGUAUUACCUAGAUUAGUGACAGUACCACCACCGGGUAUGGCUCCUUGUGCUGCCGGCAGUAUUGUAGAAGUACUUGUCAGUGCCACGGGAGCUCCAAGAAGAGAGGAUAUUGAUGUGACGGCUCACUCUCCAAGUGGCCGUGCAGUUCCACUGCAGGCUAGGCACCCCCCACCGUCAGCUCCUGGUACCACCGCCUCUAGUGCAACGUUCCAGCCUGAUGAAGCUGGCACAUGGACAAUUGCUAUUACUUACAAGGGCGAACACAUUCAGGGAGGCCCAUUCACUUGCGAGGUUUUCGACCCAGCCGGCGUCAGACUCAGUUCUGGUGCCUUAGAUGGUGCUGAACCCCUGAAACCUCACUCAUUCGAACUGGAUACGUCUGGUUGCGGGGUGAAGGGAGACUUGCAGCUGGAUAUUGUCCAUGAUAAGCGCAGUGUGAUGUGCGCUUUGGAGAAACUCUCCGCUACUAAAUAUCGCGCUACGUUCAUGCCUAAGGCACCUGGUAAACAUAGGUUAUAUAUCUACUUCAAUGGCUACGAUGUUAACGGUUCCCCACAUCUGUUCAGAGUGGGAGGUCGUUCGAAAAAAUCCCGGGAGAGUUCCAGCCCAUCGUAUGCUAGAAUAUCAAGUCCAGUCACACGUUUGAGAUCAGAGAGCCCGUUAAACAACUUCAAUGUUUACGAAUCGAACACAACGAGAAACACAAGCUCUGUGGAUAGACGUGACUCGAACGAUUAUUACAAAACCUUUUCAGACAUCAAAGAGAAGAAUUAUGACGUCACCGACUCCGCCUAUUCCACGUCCAAAGUUCACAAAAAGGAAAGCUACAGAUAUGGUUCGGAGAGUCCUAGGAAUAGGACAGCUAGUCCUAUAACGACAAAGCAUUUUGGGAAUGGAUCCCACUUGGAUGUCAGUGGAUCUAGUCCAUACAGAGCUAGUAGCCCAUAUCGAGCUACGAGCCCAGUGACACGCACAGCUAGCCCGUUAACAAGAAAGGACAGUCCAUUGAAUAGGACUGCUAGUCCAAUUAACAGAGUAAGCAGCCCAACGGAACGACAUAGCCCAGUGACGACUACUAAACGUGUUGUAGAAAAGCGAUCCAACUACAAGAUGUACAGCUCCUACAGCGGCUCUCAGGAUAACCUGGAUCAAAAUAGCCCUUAUGGAUCACUAGAGAACGACCGUACCAAAAGACUUGGGAGUCCAGGCGUCGGCGAUCCAGGCGGGACCGCAUACCAUGCUAGAAAAGACUCAUGGGAGCCCAUUGAAAAAACAAGGCAAAUGCUAAGCAAUAAUCGAUUGGAUUCUCCAGAUCGCUACCAAAGCACACUGGACCGUGAGACAAGACGGAACACGCAACUGAACAAAUUCAGCGACAUGUCACGAGAUACCUUCAAUAAACAACUUGACCGUUUAGCGGAUGACCGCGAUUCGGACACUUAUACUAGUCGGCAAGAAUUCAGCAAACGCGAGGUUCACGAGAGCUCGUACGUGGUACGCGACUCCUCAUACAGCAGCGUCGAGGAGAAGCACCAGCAACAGCAUCAGCAGUCUUUUUUAUCCAAUAGGCCCCCCCGCGACCCUACCGGGGGGGCCCACUCUGAAACGGACGCAGCACACGCCCGCUUCAGACCAAUUCAAUGGGAUAAUAAUAGAGGUGCCAAAGGAGUAAUCGUUAAACCAAGCUACAGGGGUGUGGUGGGACAACCUGUGGAGUUCAUAGUCGAUUGUAACAGAGCUGGUCCAGGACAUUUAGAGUUAGAAGUAUCUGGUGGCAAUGGAGCGCUGGUUGCCAGCUCUGUGCGGCCGCUAGGCAGCUUUAGAUACGCAGCAUCUUUCAUACCAAGACUGUCGCGACCUCAUGCUGUGCGAGUAACCUUCAAUGAUGAGCACGUGCCAGGGUCCCCGUGGAAGGUCGACGUUAUGGCGGGACCGGCGGGUGGUGGUGGUGAACCCACCAGACUGAUCCCCGCACGGGUGCCGGCCGUUUUCGAGAUAUCCACCGCGCCUGGGACAGCCACCUUCAAUAAGAACGAUGUGGGGGUCUCGGUGACUGCCCCGUCUCGGAGGCCCGUAACGGCUCGAGUUCUUGAUGUGGCCGAGCGACCAGGAGUUUUCCGCAUCGAAUUCACGCCUGAAGAAGUCGGCACGCAUUUAAUCGAUGUUUCAAUAGCAGAAGACAAAUUGGCCGCAGGACCUCUAGUCGCUAAAGUAUACGACGCAAGUCUCAUCAAAGUUACAGAUGUUGGCAACGCAGUUGUGGGACAACAAUCACAGUUCAGAGUGGAUGCCAGUGCAGCUGGUGAAGGCCAACUUGAAAUUUCCAUAAACGAGGGAGAAGUUCCAAAUCAUGUGCAGGUAGUUGGCGGUGGUCGGUGUCUAGUCUUUUGGCGGCCUGAAACGCCUACACCCCACCGAGUGGAUAUAAAAUUCAAUGGAGAACCAGUGCCUUCUUCACCCUUUGUGUUUCAUGUGGCACCUGCCCAGAGAGUCACUAUAGACACAUCACAAGUUGAAUUAAUACCAGUAGGUGAAUUAGCAUCAUGUUCAGUGCGAGUAGAAGGCGCUGGGGGAGGCGAAUUAGCAGUAACUGUACGAGGACCCCGGGGCGAAGUUCCCGUGAGGCUAACAGGCGAUGUUGUCAGUGGCCUAAUCGCCAGCUUCACUCCAAGAAACGUUGGUACGCACGUGCUUACAGCCCAUUACAACAGCCAACCAGUACCAGGUACCCCAUUUACAUGCAAGGCCUAUGAUGGGAAGCUUGUUAGUGUCACUGGGGGAUCAUCAGCUCGAGUUGGUGUGCCUGUGCAGCUAGCAGUAGAUGCUGCACAAGCUGGAGAAGGCAAUCUAGAAAUCACAGUAGCAGCUAGAGGUCUGAAUAUACCUACACAAGUCCAUCCACAGGGUAAUGCAAGAUUUAAUGUGUCAUUCACACCAACAGAAGCGUGCGACCAUGUUGUAAAUGUAUCUUUUAAUAAGAUGCGCGUACCUGGAUGCCCUCUCACCAUUGAAGUGUCAGAAGGCAGUGGCAGCGGGGCUCGUGUGACACUACCUGGUCCAGUGCCACUUCAUCAGCCCGCAUCGCUCACCCUCCACCAUCCUACUGCCACACUUGACCAAAUAGAAGUCAAUGUUGAAGGAUGGUAUAAAUGA